Molecule: messenger RNA, 1566 nt
Organism: Hipposideros armiger (great roundleaf bat)
Lineage: Eukaryota; Metazoa; Chordata; Mammalia; Chiroptera; Hipposideridae
Product: sialic acid-binding Ig-like lectin 5
Exons: 6
Coding region: 264-1448 (394 amino acids)
Biological process (GO): cell adhesion
Cellular component (GO): plasma membrane
Molecular function (GO): sialic acid binding
Source: RefSeq, a predicted model, not a curated record
CCAAUGUCCAAUGAUGUAACUAAUCAUGAUUAUGUAAUGGAGCCUCCAUAAAAACCCUCAACGACAGGGUUCAGAGAGCUUCCAGGUUGGUGAGCCCUUGGGGGUGAUGGGAGAGUGGUGACCUCAGAGAGGCCAUGGCAGCUACAUGCCCCUUGCUUCAUACCUGGCCUGUGCACCUCUUCCGUCUGCCUGCUCCUGAAUUAUAUAAGUUAAACCAGUGACCUAAGGGAACCGGACCCAGGCUCUGGCUGUCAGAUGCGGACAUGGUGCCCCUGCUGCUGCUGCCCCUGCUGUGGGGAGGUUCCCUGCAGGAGACGCCAGGGUACGAGCUCAGAUUGAAGGAAGACGUGACAGUACAGGAGGGUCUGUGUGUCCAUGUGCCCUGCUCCUUCUCCUACCCCUGGAGUUCAUGGUCUUCCCGCACUGAACUCUAUAUCUACUGGUACUGGAGUGGGGACAACAUACACCAAGGUUAUCCUGUGGCCACAAACAAACCGCGUGCAACAACGAGGCCUGAGACCUCGGGCCGAUUCCGCCUCCUUGAGGACCCGACGACCAACAGCUGUUCCCUGAACAUCAGCGACGCCAGGAUGAGCGACACAGGAAGCUACUUCUUCCGAGUGGAGAGAGGAUAUAGUGUGAAAUAUAAUUAUGGAGAUAAGAAGCUGAAUUUGCAGGUGACAGGUAUGGCAGGGGCCAGAAGAGGACCUGGGGCAGGGGGCCCCCAUCUUAGGACAGGAACAGGAGACAGGAACACUCCCUGUCCUGGCCUAAGGGUGGGUGGUGGGAAGAGACACAGGACCUGGGAUGCCCCAAAGAACCUCACUAUACACAUCUUCUCCAGAAAUGUCUCAGCCUUCGAGAUUCUGCAAACCACUUCGCCCCUUCUCAUCCUGGAGGGCCAGGCUCUGCGGCUGCUCUGUGCUGCUGACAGCAACCCCCCUGCAGCACUGAGCUGGUUCUGGGGGUCCCCAGCCCUGAACGCCACUCCCAUCUCCAGCACGGCGAUCCUGGAGCUGCCUCGAGUGGGGACUGCAGAAGAAGGAGAGCUCACCUGCCAAGCUCGGCACCCGCUGGGCUCCCCAAGUGUCUCUCUCAACCUCUCAGUGGUCUACCCCCCGCAGGUCUCCUGCUCCUGGGAGGACAAGUGGCUGCACUGCAGAUGCUCCUCCAGAGCCAAGCUGGCCUCUUCUGUGCACUGGCGGCUGGGGGAGUGGCUGCUAGAGGGGAACUUCAGCAAUGCCUCCUUCAAGGUCACCUUCAGCUUAGCAGGUCCUUGGACCAACAGCUCCCUGAGCCUUAGCGAGGGGCUCAGCUCCAGCCUGAGGCUCAGCUGCGAGACUGGAAACGUCCAUGGGGGCCAGAGCACCACUGUCCUGCUGCUGCCAGGUCAGGGGAUCUGCUGGGGACAGACGCUUUGGGAGAAAGGAGUGGAUGGGAGAAAAUGAAGCUGUGGGCGAGGGGCUGGGGCCUGGAAGGCAGGUGAUUGCUAGGACAUGACCCUCCAGCUCGUGCCUGCACAGGCCCUACAGCCAGUUCUGCAGGAGGUGGGAAAACAGGGGACUG